Antrostomus carolinensis (chuck-will's-widow) is the source of this 285-nucleotide messenger RNA. Its product is annotated as C-C motif chemokine 4. Gene Ontology annotation, cellular component: extracellular region. The transcript has 3 exons. Gene Ontology annotation, biological process: inflammatory response; positive regulation of GTPase activity; chemokine-mediated signaling pathway. NCBI's taxonomy places the organism in Eukaryota, Metazoa, Chordata, Aves, Caprimulgiformes, Caprimulgidae. Gene Ontology annotation, molecular function: chemokine activity; CCR chemokine receptor binding. The record is from RefSeq and is a predicted model, not a curated record. Bases 1 to 285 code for a protein of 94 amino acids.
AUGAAGGUCCCUGUAGCCACCCUGGCUGCUCUGUUCCUCUUGGCCAUCUGCACCUCAGCUGAGGCCCAGUUUGAUGACUCUGACAACAUCCCCACCAAGUGCUGCUUCAGCUACAUGCGCCACCCCAUCCCGCGCAGCCUCAUCACCUCUGCCUACACCACCAGCAGCCUCUGCAGCCAGCCAGCGGUGAUCCUGGUCACCAGGAAAGGGCGGCAGCUGUGUGUGGAGCCCCAGGCACCCUGGGUGCAGGAGUAUCUGAAACACUUCCAGAUGCUGAAGAACUGA